GGGCGCGUACGCACGCCACGCCGUACGUUGGUGCGAACGUAUCGCGCGAAAAAUAAAAGUGCGCGAUUUCCUUCCCCCUUCCUCCCCCUCCACUCCGCUUCCCUCGCGUAUCUCUUGCCGCGAGAUGUGCGAGAGGUGAAUUCCACGCGGCUCGACUUCCGCGCGCGAGAGGAAAUGAAAAUCCUGGAGGGAAAUAUUGGGGCGUCAAGCGUACCCCUCGUUCGAGUUUUAAAGAAAAAGGAAACUCGGAAAGGAUCGGAAAAGGAGUUAACUUCUGAAAAAUUAUCGCUGAACAGAGAUUUUUGGAACAUUUUUCGAGACUUUUCACGCGAGUGUUUUAAAUGACAGAUAAUCGAAAGACUUUUCACCUUUGUACGUCUCUCGAGGAAUUUUAUCUUUGUUUUCCCUCGUUAUCGCGAGGGAAAUGUGUUGCUAACAUACCAGCUGAUGAAUUUCGAAAAUAAACGUUCUUUAUCUAUGUCGGAGGUUUCUCGAGAGUAACAUUCUUUGCUGGGAACGAUACUCGAGAAUGAUCCUCUAUUGUAUUCUUUUUUUUGAAAAAUCUCGCUGUCGGCUUUGAAUCGAAUGAUGGAAAUGCUUUCGAGAUAUAAAACUGGAAUUUCAAUAAAAUUUAUUCAGUGAUUUAUUCGGUGACUUGACAUUUAGAAACCGGACAUUUAGAAAAAUGUAGACUUAUUUCUGAUAAACGACAAGGAAGCAAUUCACAUUUUUACGAGCCCGUAUACUUUGUUUGAAGAAAUAUAGUGGCAAAUUGACUUUACAAAUCGACGAAGUGUCUCUUAACAGGAAACGCGAGGUGUGUUUCUCCGAGUCUGAAAGAAUGACGGUGUCUGAAGAGAUGGCAACGGAACUGGCGAAUAAAAAGGCAGAGCGGGAAGCUCUCAAGGGGGUCAUACAACAAUGGAACGCCAAUCGCUUGGACCUGUUCGAACUUUCGGAGCCCAACGAAGAUCUGGAGUUUCAUGGCGUAAUGAGGUUCUACUUCCAAGACAGCGGCCAGAAGGUCGCAACUAAGUGCAUCAGAGUUGCCUCGGACGCAACCAGCCAGGCAGUAAUAGAAACUCUCAUAGAAAAAUUUCGUCCCGACAUGAGAAUGCUAUCCGUCCCAGAAUACGCUCUCUAUGAGAUUCACGAAAAUGGAGAAGAGCGUAAACUUGAUUUAGAAGAAAAACCAUUGCUAGUACAACUAAAUUGGCAUAUAGAUGAUCGCGAGGGACGUUUCUUAUUGAAGAGGAUUGAUGAUAAAACUAAUGCGCAAGGCGUCGGUUUUACUUCAGCCGAGGGUUCAAGCUUUCGAAGAAAGCUGAGCAAGCGGGAGAAGAAACAGAUCAAGAAGCAAGAGAAGCUCAGUCGGAUGAAGAGCUUGGAACAAGAUGAAAAUGCGGCGCCUGGCGAUCAGAACGGUGUUGCCGAGAAGCUUUAUACGGAAUUGCCUGAGACCAGUUUUACGAGGAGUAUCUCGAAUCCGGAAGCAGUAAUGAGACGCCGUCGUCAACAGAAGCUUGAGAGGAGGCUCCAGCAAUUUCGUAGUAAAGACGGCGGUCCCGACACGGGCGGCACAUUGAAAAUUUAUGGCGAGGCAUUGUGCAAGGACGUGCCAUACAAAACGCUUCUGCUGAGUGUGCGAGAUUCUGCCGCUCAGGUCGUGCGAGAGAUGCUUUCUAAAUAUGGCUUGGAAAAAGUGGACCCGCAGUUAUAUUGCCUUGUGCAGGUUAACAGUGAAAACGUGAAUAGCAAUACGCACCAGGAAUAUAUAUUGGACGACGAUGAAUGUCCUUUGGCAAUAUUAAUGAAUCAUCCUUCCACACGAGGUUCCAUUAUGUUUCAUGUGAGGAGGAGGCCCGCAGAUUACAUGCCGCGGAAACGUAAAAAGAAACCAUCCGGAAAGUGGAAUGAGUUGGACCAUAGGUAUGAGGAUGAGAGGCUACCAUUCCUACUGGAGCUUAAUCCUGACGGCAGCGAUAUCCCGAACGGCGCCGGAGUACGACACCGGUUACAGCCGAAUGUCACGGAAGUCGGAUCAGAGAGACCGAUAGGACCGCAAGCGGUUCAAGCGCAGACACUUACGUUGCCAGGACCAACGGUGAUGCCCAGGCACUGCGUUAUAGCUUUCACCGAGAACAUUGUCACCCUCACGCCAUGUUCCAGAGACGCGCAUACAUACGUCAACAAUCAAAGGAUACACCAGACGACCAUUCUGCAGAAUGGAGCUAUCAUUAAAUUCGGCAGAAUGCACACCUUUCGAUUCAUUGACCCUGCGCCGGAAGAGCGCAUUAGGCAGAGACACGAUUCUAACAAACAGAUCGACUACGCUUACGAUCGACGCUCACCGGACACAACCAGUCAGGAUGUUAGCUCGGAAAAGUUUCAUCCGGGGUCUGGAACACCGAACGAUGGUGGUCAGAUCCCGGGUCAGACUCAAGAACAAACGACCCCAUCAAGCCCUUCAAAGUCCACCGCCACUGCAGUUCGUAGUCCUCGUAGUCCCACACACCCGCCAGAGCCCACGCACAAUUAUGAAACCACAUUUGAUCUGGAUGGGAACGUGGAAACUGCUAGCCUGAGCAGCAGCAGGGACGGCAACAGACUCUCACAGUACGAUCGGCAACCGCGAGGCACGGAUCCAAUUUUGCCAGCUGUUUUGGAAUUCCUUGAGGAGACAGAGGAAACGUUUCUCCACGCUGUUAUCACCGAUGUCGAACCUUCGGCGCCACAAUUUAAAUUGGCACCGACCUAUACUCUCUAUCUCAGUGCACGAUAUCGUGCCAGCACUCAUUACAGACCAGAAUUGCAACCUACAGAAAGAGCACAUCGACUCACCGUCAUGCUGGCAAAUGUCGCUUCCAUGAUCCAACGUGUUAUCCAGGAACGUUAUAUGGAUGCUUCAUCAUUGGCCUUUUGGUUGGCAAAUGGCUCGGAAUUACUACACAUGUUAAAAAGCGACCGACAUGUGGGUGCAUUUUCCACGCGGGCUCAAGACAUCUUAGCGGACGCGGUACACACGGCCUUUGGUUCGCUGGUGCGCUGUGUCACGUUAGAGCUCACUCCAGCGAUGACGCAGUUUAUGGCGGACGCAGAUGACCCAGCGAAGGAAGCUGGAGUGCUGCAAAUCUUCUCGAAUACGAUGGCCUUAUUGCGACGAUGUCGGGUGAAUGCCGCGUUGACGAUACAGUUGUUUAGUCAUCUGUUUCAUGCGAUCAAUGCCACAGCCUUUAAUACACUCGUCUCGAACGGAAAUCUAUGCGUCAGAUGGUUCGGACGCAAAUUAAAAACAAGACUGAAUGCACUGGAGACAUGGGCCGAGAGACAGGGCUUGGAACUUGCCAGUCAAUGUCAUUUGGCGACAAUAAUGCAGGCUACUCAUCUACUACAGGCUCCCAAGUACAAUGCCGAUGAACUCGCUACGCUAAGCUCAACCUGCUUUAAAUUGAAUUCUCUACAAGUGAGGGCGUUACUACAGAAAUAUCAACCAGCUGCGGAUGAACCCAGACUACCUGCCGAAUUGAUCGAAAAUGUGGUGAGAGUAGCAGAGAGUGUCGCCGAUACACUCGCGCGUGCAGAUGGCCGAGAAAUAAGACUGGAAGAAGAGCCUGUUCUAGGGUUAGCAUUACUGCUUCCUGAGGAUGGUUAUAGCUGUGAAGUAAUAAGAGGCGUCCCACCAGGACUAGCAGAAUUUUUGGCACCUUUGCAACGAGAUGGUUUAUGUCGAAUGGCGGCCCAACCCACAAGUAGUGGUUAUUGGACCAUUUACAUGAUAGAUCAUCACAACAAUUUACGUAGUCCCAGCGCAAUGAGUAAUAGAUCGGGUGGCUAUAUUAGUCAUGUCAAUCAAAAUCAAGCUCAACCUGAGAUACAUAUCAUCAAAUUGCACAAAAGUACCAAUGGCAUGGGAUUGAGCAUUGUUGCAGCAAAAGGUGCGGGGCAGGAUCGAUUAGGUAUUUAUAUCAAAAGCGUCGUUGCUGGUGGUGCUGCUGAUGCUGAUGGUAGAUUGACGGCAGGUGAUCAGUUACUCAAAGUAGAUGGACAAAGUCUAGUUGGAAUCACGCAGGAAAAGGCUGCCGAAUAUCUCGUGCGUACCGGUCCGAUUGUGACAUUGGAAGUCGCGAAACAGGGAGCUAUAUAUCAUGGCCUCGCAACGUUAUUAUCGCAACCUUCUCCCGUAAUGACAAGAGAACAUAAGACUCGGAUGAGAUCCGAACUCUUAGAACCAGCAAUAGGGGCAACCGGUAAUCAGCCAGCCACGUCACACUCGAUGGGCGAUUUAUUGUCCCACUUCCCGAAGCAGGCGCCGUAUCAGGAUUUAGCUCAACCAGGUGCGAUCCCAUCUCAAUGUCUUGUUGAGAGAUCUUUUUGCCAUAAUCAAAUUGACCGAGGUUUUCCACGAAUCGACAUCGAUGAAUAUCGUUCCAUGCGGCAAGAUCCGUUCUCGGUUCUUCAUUCAAGAGGCGCGUAUCCUAGUGUCUAUUCCGUCGACGCGUUUCGCGGUGCCGUCGAUGAGAGGGAACACAUCUAUCGUCCUUCUACCCCUACCGUGUCUCCCGUGCGUCUCCUGAAACCUCGAAUGCCCUGUCCUUUGAUCUCAAUCACGAGCGACAACGAGAUAUCAUCCAUCAUAUAUCAGGAUGAGAGUGAUGAGAGUGACGAUAAGAUCAUAGAGGAAGAAGAAAAUAAUAUGGAACAAGGUGGAAUCGCAACUAGAAGUGCGAAUUAUUCAACGGAAAUUUUAAAUCCGUUUGAAAGGAUCACUACUCCGCCACAGGAAUAUGCGGAAGUUACAAAGGACCAUGAACACUCGUUGCUGACGCAGCCAUUGAUUCUCGAUAGAAAUCUUUUCGAUACUAUACCUUAUAUUGAUCAAGCUGAUGAUAUCAAUCCCGCCGAAUCCUCUGAAUGUGUUCAGAUAGAGCCGAGUAACAAGUGCGAGCGCUGUAUUAAAGCCGGUUAUAACGGCAAUCUUAAUCCUAGAGAUUCUCAAGAGCGCAUAGAAGUAGAUCGAUAUAGUCAACAGACUCUAAAUAUUCCAGAAUCUAAUUUUGAAUUAAAUAAUCUGAAUUUUUCAUCAAUCGUUGAUUCAUCUGCGAAUAAAGCUGUAUUAUUCGUCAAGGAUACUACAGUCAAUCCAGACUCCGUGACAGAAUCCAAGCCAAAUGAUUUCUCGCGCCUUGAAAGCGUAGAUAACGGCAUAAAACGUAUAAAUAUUAAAGAUCAAUGUACAGAUAACUUGGACGAUAUUUCCAAUUCCGAAGAUUGCGCGGAUGAGUCUAGUUCCACGAUUAACGACGAUUGCACAUCGAAUAGAACCGACAAAGAUGCCGAGGGAGGUAUCUCUACUCCUAAGAUGUACACCAUAAUGCCAGAAUUGCAUCUCGAUCUGAGCGGAUUGAACAGCGACGUGUCCAGUGACGAGUCCAAAACGGAGAAGUGCUGGAAGUCGCCGGAAGAAGUGCGUUUAGGAUGCGGCAGAGUUGCAGCGCUAGCAAAACAUUUCUCGAAACUUGGUGACGCCGGUCUGAUCAAGUUUAAGUCCACCAAGUUGAAUGGUUCUCGUCAAUUCGUAUCGGAACCAAAUAUUCUGACACCAGAGGAGAACGACGAGCAUCUGCAUCGACCUUGUCAUGCACAGAAGGAAUACAAAUCAGAUUCGGAUUUAACAAAAGAAGUGGACGAAAAUUCUCGAAUCUUCUCAACUGGGAAACACAAUAAUGUUAUUCUAGUUGAUGUUGAAGCGGGUGGCGAUUUCUCGAUCGAGGAAUGUAGGUUUCAUCAUUGCGGCGCUAAACGAGUCACAAUUACCAAAAUUCCAAUGAACGAGCAAAUUAUGACUGAUAAUAAGGAAAGUUCAAUCCAAGAAGUAAAGAAAAAUCAAAAUGUAGAUAUUGAAAAUCAGAAUGUAGAUAUCAAAAAUAGAGAUCAAAUCAUGCCAUUUGGAAAAUUUAACAAAGAUAACCAUUCCAAACUCUCUCUAGAACAACAACAAUUAAUCGCGAAACAACUCGAGCAAUUUUCAAAUCUGGAUAACGCCGACGCGCCUUUGUUUAUACCAGAGCAAGAUGUCGUGCAAGCUUCUGCCGUUUCCAAAAAUGAGACUCAAGAAACGUCUGUCUCUAAUGAUUCAAUCCAGUCGAAUUUGAUAAAUCAAUUAGAUGCAGCAUCUCGAGAUAAAUCAUCGUUGAUCGAUGCAGACGAUAAUUCUGAAAAAAUGAUGAGAACUUCUUCCUCCAUGCCUUCCGUUUGUUCUCCUCCACUCUCUCAUUCUUCCAUCAUGCUAUCGCUAACGAAAGUUGCGAAAAAUUCUUUGUCUUUAGAGGAUAUAAGAUCACAGAUUCAUCAGUAUUGUGGGAAACGUCCCAAAUCUUGCCUAUUCAUAGAUAUUUCUCAUCCCGCUACUAAGAAUUGCUCCAACAGCUUCUCGGAAAGCCCAUCGAUGCUUCCGCCAUAUGUAAAUACUCAUUUAAGAACAGGCGAUAAACAGGCAAUGAACGUUUUGCGAAUGCGAAUUGCUAGACCUCUCUGUAAUAGCGAGAACAGUUUGAUCGGCGCUACAAUUUAUGGAAAAGAAGAGACUAAAAAAGCUGAUCUUUGCGACAAGUCCGCUAAGUUGACGCGAAGUUGUGAAAGUAUUCAAGACAACAAGCCUCUAUUUGAAUUUGAUAAUCGAACACGAUCCUCCGAGGAUCUUUGUGAAGACGUUGAUUCGUCUAACAAAUGUUACAACAGAUUGAUUUCCAGUCCCAGGGGAAAUACACGAUGGCACCGUCAUCGUUCCCUUGAAGAAUUGAAAUUGAGAAAAGGGUUGAGGAAGCGGGAUAGUUCGAUGAAUUCUACUGUACUUCGAACUGCUAAAGCCGAUGUGAAAUUUGACAAAUUCUUUGAUGAUAAAUUAGUUUCCGAAGACGGAAAAAACGUGUCGUGGAAUCGUCAUCGUUCGCUCGAAGAAUUGAAAUCAAAAAAAGAAUCUCGUGAGGAAAACAGACGAAUGAAUUCUGAUCAAAUUGCUGAGGUAAAGAAAUCUGAUUGGGUGGUGAAAAAAGAUUGCGCACAAGGCGCGUGAGCUACGAUCGGCUGAAAGAUAACUCAUCCUUUAAAUUGUCAUGUGGGAAUGAGGCAAAAGACAUGGGACGAAAA
This is a messenger RNA of Pogonomyrmex barbatus (red harvester ant), 7146 nucleotides long. It is a transcript of the gene cno, whose product is annotated as adherens junction formation factor afadin. Gene Ontology annotation, molecular function: protein binding. The record is from RefSeq and is a predicted model, not a curated record. Lineage: Eukaryota; Metazoa; Arthropoda; Insecta; Hymenoptera; Formicidae. Gene Ontology annotation, biological process: signal transduction. Gene Ontology annotation, cellular component: cell-cell junction.